CAUACCGACGCUCCUGCCUCAGCGCUGCCAUUUCUACAACUGACGGCUGCUGGACCGGAGACCUCCUCCCCGUGACGUCACGGCGGAGCGUGCGUGUGGGCGGGGCCUGCACACACGCGGACACACAGGCGCGCACGAUGGACGUACAGGUCAAAGUGCAUCCGCGGAGAGGCAAACUUUGUCCGGAUUACUGAGCGGCUUCGCAGCAUGGCGUUCUUCAGACCCAUCAAGGAACUGCGGUGCUGUUGUUAUAGAUGACUUUCUCAAGGAGCGAGUGCUGACGCCUGUCGCCCUGUGAAGGGAAAUGGAAACAAAGCCAUGUUGUAAGGAGCAUGAGGACAGUGUGGUGCAGCCCACAGAGCCGCGGGUGAAAGAGGAGGACAUCUCCACCCUUAGAAGCAUGGACGGUCACACUGCGCAGCUCUGUGUCCCAACAAGCAACAGCCAGGAGCAGUGCGGCAAAAUAAAGGCUGCACUGGAGACGGGAGACUGGGAGCAUGCUGUGGUUAGAGAGCCCGGCGGAGAACAUGAAGAGAUGAGGAAACUGAAGAAGACCAACAGUUGGAAGAUGGUGCGAUUCCAGGAGCCUUCUACUGAGGAUGAGUUGCCGGAGCGGGACAGUUCUGUGGAGAGCCUCUUCCCGGAGUAUACCAUGGAGGAGUGGACGGUGACCACGUUUGAAGAGCUGUUCUCGAAAGAAGACUGGCAGGACAUCACAGAUGAUCGUCUGCUGAGGAAAAAAGUCUUGGCCCCCGGACCCACAAAUGCCUCGCCCCCUUCCUGGGGCCAGGAAGUGACGAUUAAGAUGCAGUGUGUCCUGGAGGACCGCACUGUGGUGGAGAAAGACCGCAAGCUGGUGUUCGCCAUUGGAGAGGGAGAUGUCAACCAGGCGCUGGAGGAGUGCGUGAUGUCCAUGCAGAAGGGGGAGGUCGCGUUACUGCUGGCCGGUUCCCAAUAUGCCUACGGACUGCUGGGAAGGGAGCCGGACAUCCCCCCCUGGGCUCCUCUGCUCUACCAGCUGCAGCUGCUGGACAUGAGGGAAAAGCCUGAUCUGCUGACUUUACCCGUCGCUGACCGGAUCCGCAUCGGCAACCAGAAGCGGGAGCGAGGGAACUUUCAUUUCCAGAGGGAGGAAUUCACCUUGGCUGCAAGAGAUUACUCCAUGGCCCUGGAUGUUCUGACGACCCGCAGCAGAGAUGGUAACCAGGGCAGCAUGGAGACAGAGGAGGAAGAGGUGCGUGACUACAGAGUGAAGUGCUUCAACAACUUGGCCACGACGCAACUGAAGCUGGAGCAGUACAACGAUGCUCUGCAGUCCAGCCAGAAUGUUCUGUCCCUCGAGCCCAACAACGUCAAGGCACUGUUCCGAACAGGAAAGCUGCUGUCAGACAUGGGGCAAUACAAAGAGGCAAUGGAGGUGCUGAAAAAGGCCUUGAAACUGGAACCAACUACCAAGGCCAUCCAUGCCGAGCUGUCCAAACUGGUGAGAAGACAAUGUGGGGACAAAGAAACCCAAAAGUUCCAACCCAAACCAGCAGAAAUGCUCGGAGAAAACAUGGCACCGUUUCUGAUCCCUCCCAAAAAGAGGCCAGCGGCAAUGUCCUGGAAGUUCAUACUCGCCGCUCUGCUGGUGGCGCUGGGCAGCUUGGUCACGUCCGUCGUCCUGACCGCGCGAAACUGACCUCGCCUGCCUUUAGGUCGACUGAGUAGAGGAUGAAUGACGGCACGAGUAGAGGUGAAGCUAGACAGAAGCAUUUGAUAUUUAUUUGUCAGAAAGAUAUAAGAACACUGUAACAUUUCAGCUAUAAAACAUUUUGAUCAGAGCUCAAACAAACUGGACUUUAAAAUGCCCGACCAUUAAAACACCAUCCAACUCCGGAGGAAAGAACGCCAGUACAUUUUCUGUGUGCAGGAACCUUCAUUUAAGUCACUAAAAUGCUAAAACCGGUAAAAAAUAAAGCACAUGCAGUGGUAAUAGUGUGUGGG
Synchiropus splendidus (mandarinfish) is the source of this 1986-nucleotide messenger RNA. RefSeq names its product FKBP prolyl isomerase 16 (gene fkbp16). Lineage: Eukaryota; Metazoa; Chordata; Actinopteri; Syngnathiformes; Callionymidae. The transcript has 9 exons. The record is from RefSeq and is a predicted model, not a curated record. The coding region runs from base 305 to 1681 and encodes 458 amino acids. Gene Ontology annotation, molecular function: protein binding; peptidyl-prolyl cis-trans isomerase activity.